CGAGAGGGAAGGGGAAGAGAGGCGGAGGGAAACAAAAAUAACGUGUCAAUAAUCAAAAUUUUCGAUCGAAAGAUUUCAGCAAAUUCUCCUAAAAAAAAUCAUCAUUAAAUCCAUAUAGCCUUUCAAUAACCGCUGCUUGGUUCUCUUCGUCAAUCCAAUCUCAACGGCCUCAGGUUCGAGCAGAACGGCGGCAAAUUUAGGGUUUCGGUCGCUGAUUCUCAGAAACACGGAAGCUUUUCUUCGAAAUUGUCCUCAUUUCAAAGGUUUUAUUGUUUAUUAGGUCGAAAAUGGUUUAAUUUGAGAGCUUUCCGGGGAUUUGAGGCGUUUUUAGAUUGAGAGAUCCUACGGUAUCUUGCGAGGGAUUGAGCUGUUAUUUGAGUUUAGGGGCCUGAAUUCGUGAUUCCAUUGAAAUGCAGCUUAGCGACGUACAUUUCCAUAUAUCUCAUGAUUUUCGUUUGGGAUCUUGGUGCUAAUGCAUGCAUUUAAACCAUGGUACAGUUUGAGAUGAAUCAGUGACUUGCAAUCUAUUUGGGAUUCUCCCGUAAAUUCUGAUGGGAUAAAUGAAAGAUUUUGAAUUAGUGAAUAUCGAGAAUAUCUUCUUAAGGUCUUCAUAUUGUGUGGAUGUCGUUCGGCACACAUGGGAUGCUGGAGUUUGGAGCAGGGAUGGGUGAUCCUCUAAGAACUACUCCCCUUGAGAGGGAUGUUGAACAGGUAAUUACAGCUCUAAAGAAAGGGGCGCGGUUACUCAAGUAUGGUCGCAGAGGGAAGCCAAAAUUUUGCCCUUUUAGACUUUCUGUUGAUGAAACUGCAUUGAUUUGGUAUGUAGGAAAAUCUGAGAAACAACUUAUACUAAAUCAGGUUUCUAAGAUCAUACCUGGGCAGCGUACUGCCAUAUUUCAGCGGUAUCCACAGCCUGACAAAGACUACCAAUCAUUUUCCCUUCUAUACAAGGACAGGUCCUUAGAUCUGAUAUGCAAGGACAAGGAAGAAGCCGAAGUUUGGUUUGUGGGUUUGAAGUCAUUGAUUCCGGGUGGAAAUUAUCGAAAGAGAUUUGAACCUGAAGUAGACAGAACUUCUGACGCAAAUGGACAUAAUACACAGAUAUCCAUAAAGGGUGAUCUCUCUCAUCAGGAUCCUGGAGACAUUGAGGGCGUUCCAGUUCCUUUUGAAAACCAACCAAUUAAUGGAACUGGAAAGCUACUUUCUGAUGAGGCCUUUUGUACUGCACCUAAAUCUUCCUUUUCAUCUGGAGGUGCGGAAAAUUCAAACGGGCGAAGCUCGGGUGCUGAAAAUAUCAGAGUUAGUGCCUCUAGUGCUGUAAGCUCAUCUAGCCAUGGUUCAUGUUUUGAGGACUUUGAUGGCUUAAGUGAUGUAUUUAUCUGGGGGGAAGUCCCAGGUGAUGGAGCUCCUGGUGACAAUCUUCAUAAGGCUGGAAUUCCAUUUUGUGCGAAGCAAGAUUCACACAUUCCAAAACAAUUGCAAGCAACAUUUCUUCUUGAUGUUCAGCAUGUAUCUUGUGGUAAUAAGUAUGUUGCACUGGUUACCAAAAAUGGUGAGGUUUACAGUUGGGGUGAGGAAUCAGGAGGCAGGCUUGGACACGGCGUAGAUGCUUAUGUUUCCCAUCCGAAAGUUAUUAAAUCGUUGGCUGAUAUGAAUAUUCAACUUGUGGCAUGUGGUGAGUAUCAUACUUGCGCUAUAACUUUGUCUGGGGAUCUUUAUACAUGGGGUGAUGGCAUUCAUAAUUCUGGUCUACUUGGUCAUGGGACUGAAGCUAGUCAUUGGAUUCCUAAGCUAGUAGUUGGUCCAUUAGAGGGUCUACCUGUGUCCUCAGUAUCCUGUGGACCAUGGCAUACAGCAAUUAUAACAUCUGGAGGUCAGCUUUUUACCUUUGGUGAUGGAACGUUUGGUGCUCUGGGCCAUGGAGAUUAUAGAAGCACAAAUAUUCCAAGAGAAGUGGAGGCUUUCAGAGGGUUGUGCACAGUUAGGGCAGCUUGUGGUGUUUGGCAUACUGCUGCAAUUGUAGAAAUCAGUGUUGAGAUUACAGAUUCUGAUAACUUUGCAUCUGGCAGAUUAUUCACCUGGGGAAAUGGGGACAAAGGUCAACUUGGACAUGGCGACCGAGAAACUAGGCUAGUUCCAGCCUGUGUAUCUAGCUUGACUGAGCCAAACUUCUGCCAGGUUGCUUGUGGGCAAGAUAUCACAAUUGCUCUUACAACUUGUGGACGAGUUUAUACAAUGGGUAGUUCUUUUUAUGGGCAACGUGGUAAUCCUGAAGCAGAUGCAAAGCUUCCCACUUGUGUGGAAGGAAAGCUCCGUGAUAAUUUUGUUGAGGAGAUAGCAUGUGGAUCUUAUCAUACUGCAGUAUUGACUUCUAGAACUGAAGUCUACACAUGGGGAAAGGGAGCAAAUGGCCAACUAGGCCAUGGUGAUACCGAUGACCGCAAUAAACCCACACAUGUUGAAGCUUUGAAGGGAAAGCAUGUUAAGAAAAUUGUGUGUGGUCCAAAUUUUACUGCAGCAAUCUGCAUUCAUAAAAUGGUGUCCAGCGAUGAUCUUUCCAUAUGCUCUGGCUGUCGUCUUCCAUUUUCUUUCAGAAGAAAAUGUCAUAAUUGUUAUAACUGUGGUCUAGCAUUUUGCAAAUCAUGCAGCAGCAAAAAAUCUGUAAAAGCAGCUUUGGCACCAAGUAUUCACAAACCUUAUCGUGUAUGUGAUGAGUGUUAUACUAAGAUCAAGAAAAGCAUGGCUUCUGGAAUGCAUUCUCAAGUUCCUAAAUAUCCAAAUGGAGGUCAAAAUCAAAUGUCCAAUGAUAUGGCAGAAAAGGAAUCUGUGCGAUCCAGGCUUUCUUCCAUGGGCUCCUUUAAAGGUGAAACCAAGCCGAGGCAGAUCAAGAAAUCUGAACCAAGCAACAACCGAUCAUAUCCUGUCGUGAAUGAAAGGACUCACUGGGAAAGUGCUCGAAAUAUUCUCGUUGCAUCAUCAAGCAUAUCUUCUGCUUCUGUUCCUAGUUCAAGAAUGGCCUCUAGAUCAGCAUCCCCAGUGUCAAGUAUGCCAAGUCCAUCAACAUUUGAUUAUCCAAGGUCUCCUGAAGUGAUUGCUGAUUACUCAAAGAGAAUAAGUCACAGCAUGGACGGAGAAGUCGUUAGUUUGCACUUACAGGUAGAGGAUCUGAGACAUAAAUCUGAACUUUUGGAAGCUGAGCUAGAAAGCAAAACAAAGCAAUUCCGGGAAGCAACAUCAAUAGCUGAAGAAGAAACAGCAAGGAGCAAAGCUGCAAAAGAAGUAAUCAAGUCACUUACUGCCCAGUUGAAGGACAUGGCAGAGAGAGUAGCAGAAGGAUAUGUCAUCGAUGCUAAUGGGAUAUUAACAGAAGAAUUGGUCGAACAGGAUGAACCGGGAGUAUCUGUCACUCUCUCGUGGAAUCCUGAGGGUGAAAUUUCUCUCAAAAGAGUGUUUUUCAGUCGGAAAGAGUUCAAUGAGCGGCAAGCACAGAAUUGGUGGACCGAUAACAGACCAAGGCUUCAACAGAAGUACAAUUCUCAUGCUGGGCGAAGAUCCCCAGCUAACUCUUUUUCACUAACUGUUAGAAAGGAUGAAAUGGUCGAUUGAUAGUGAUGACACUUAUGACCUCUCCCAAACCCAUGGAUGUGAAAAUUUCUUCACUCCGGGUACCGCUGGCAGAAGCAAAUGUAUAUUUUGUACGCUGAGGAAUUUGAAUUGUCUCUGCUGGUUUAAAGUGAGGUGAAAUGUUCUUUUGUAAUCUACAGGUAACACGAAAUUUUUGCCAGAUGUUACUUGCAUUUUCUUUUUGGGCUGAGGCAGCGAGGCUUCAUACAGUUUCCUGUUUAGUAUUAGGUUGAAGUUUAAAUUUUGAAGAUGUCUGUAUGUUGUGAGCAA
Molecule: messenger RNA, 3894 nt
Organism: Asparagus officinalis (garden asparagus)
Lineage: Eukaryota; Viridiplantae; Streptophyta; Magnoliopsida; Asparagales; Asparagaceae
Exons: 9
Coding region: 622-3606 (994 amino acids)
Molecular function (GO): metal ion binding
Source: RefSeq, a predicted model, not a curated record